Messenger RNA from Oikopleura dioica, 1428 nucleotides. Lineage: Eukaryota; Metazoa; Chordata; Appendicularia; Copelata; Oikopleuridae. The record is from the annotation of a GenBank genome assembly.
AUGCUGGUGAUUCUAGCAUCAAUAUUUGGCUUAUUAUCAGCGAGAGAAGUACCUGUCGAGCUUAUCGCCCAGCCAGUCGUCAGCAGUCGUGAUGGAAGCAUUCAGUGUUUUUUUGAUUUGGAAUUAUCAGAUAGGCUCAAAGGUUUAACUUGGAAGCGUUCUUUCCAAGAUGAGGAGGAUGAAAUUAUCAUGGUGCUGGACGGAGAAGGUCAAACCCGACACGCAUUAGACGGCAGAUUUUCUAGCUUUUUGAAAAAUGCGACGAGCAUCGAUAGUAAAAAUAGAUUUGAAUCGUUAUUGAGAAUAAAUGAGGUUUCAACCAGUGAUGACCAGUUCGACUACAAUUGUGAAAUUACUUUUAUGGACUCAGUAAAGGGUGCUUUCCAUCAGUCUGAUUCUGAAACAGGUGCAAGGUUGAAAGUCCUUCGCCCUCCCUCUACGCCCUAUUUGACGAUUGAUAGCAGCUCAGACGAGGCGGUAUUUAAAUGCGAAGUCGAGGAUCUCGGAUACCCAAACGAUGCCUCCGUCGAAAUACUUCACAACGGGACGUUACUUACAAGCCAGCAGAACGCAAUUAUCGAGGCCGAUCUCAAACUUAGUCCCAAAGACGCACGUACCAUUGUUGAGUGCCGAACAAGUCACGAAAGUUUCGAUCUUGGACUAGCGCAACAAACGACUGACGAGUUCGAGCUCGUCGCUCCGCAAUUGAGUGGGCCGAAUGCACCAUUUUCGCUCUAUUUGACGAAAAAGGCUUUGUCUCAGAUCCCUGCUAAAAAAGUGAACACCAACUCUGCACUUGGUUCCGGAACAGGCCUUUCUGUCAAAAUUCAGGACAAGUCAGCAAAAUACUGCCAUGUUUCUGUGGAAAUGGAUACUGACGCGCUUCCAGUUCCAGCCUUGCUAGUUUUCACAGGAAAAAACCAAACGUCAAACAUGACUCCAUCGAGUGGCAAUCGUAUGACCAUCACGCUCGACAAAAAUGCCGAAUCUACAACUGUUGUGGCUAUGAGCCCCCUUGGAAGUGUCGGCUUUACCUUCGACAACUCGGUCCACGCAGAAUGUUUUCCUUCGCUUCCUGCUCAAACAGUGAAGAAGUCCGGCAGCUCGUCAUUCAACGGGGCGAUUAUCGCCAUAUUCGUUAUAGUGAUUCUUGUCAGUGUUCUAAUUGGAUUAGUGUUUUUGAAAAGACGGCGGGACAUGGAAAAGGGUAACGGUGAUAAUGAAAACGCAAACGCGACGAUGCGGUCUGUUGAAUCGCAGGACUUCGAAGCUUACCAACCGGAGCAAAAUGAUACAAAAAGAAGCCAGUCUAAUCGAGAAUCAGGUGUUUUCUAUGAUGCCGAAGCUGAAGAACAGUCAUUUAUAGCUUCUGAAAACGAAGCUAGAUUAGGUGAAGAGUCGCCUUUGCGUAAACAAAUCUACAGCUAG